UCUCUCUCUCUCUCUCUCUCUCGUUCUCCCUCUCCUCCUUCUUGUCUGCUCUCCAGUUGGGGAGGGGGCACUGCUCCUGCCGUGUCUAUUGGUAGGCAGUUACAAACGUUACUAUUUUGAGAGAGUCAGUGUAUGUGCACCGUGCGCAGCGGCAAACGAUCGAAAAAAGGGGGGUGGAAGAAGAGGCUGAGAAAGGCAGAGCGGGCUUUGGUUCAUUCUGCUGCACAUUAAACGCUGUGCAAAGAGGGGAUGAGGGAGCGCAGGGAGACUCGGACCCGCGGCUGAUGCCGAACCGUGCCGCUGAAUCCACGUAGAAGUAGAGGAAGCCAGGCUCUAAGUCAGGAGGUCGCGCGCCAAGGAGCUGUUGCAGAACCGAGCCAGAAUCUUCUUUGAUCAAAGGGUGAAAUAAGGCAAGGGGAGACAGGGAGGAGGAGGUGGUGAAGAAGGUGAAAGCGAAAAGAUGGCGAGUUUUGGGAAACUCACAGACUACUUUAAUCGCCGUAAGUCUCGAGAGGAGCUACGGGUGGGAAGAAGCUCGCGGCGCAGUGGCAGUUACUGCUGCACUGUGGCAGAGGCCAGGUCACUGGAAAGGAAGCUGCAGAGACCGAUACUGGCCAAGUCUCGUACUCUCCCCAGCAUCCCCCAGUCUCCGACCGUCUCCAGGGUCCAUCCCUCUGAUCUCAUUGGUGGGAGUCCUCCUCGCAGGAAGAACCCUCCCACUACCACCAGCCAGCCAAAGGCCUGCACUCUGCCACCUGCAGGGGAGCUGUGGCGUUUAGAGGAUGACAUGGAGGGUGACGAUGAGACCGAGCAGAGUGGCAGCACCGAGGCCCGUCCUCGAUCCCAGUCGCCCUUCUCCCACUUCCGGGCGCGAGCUGCUUAUCUCCGCAAGAGCGUGUCAGCAGAUGACCACCUGGACAUGGGCUCCGACUACUGCGCAGGGACUGCGGUCGAGGGCAAACCAGCUCGUGGCAGCAAGGGAAAGCUGAAGAGAAAGUUUAGUCUGGGCUCUGCUGACCGAAAGGAGAAUCAGCAUAAGAAGUCAGAGUCAGGAAUCUCCAAAUUUACACAUCGUCUGUCCCUCAAAGAACGUCCAGCUAAAGCAGAGAAGACGUCCUUGGACAGGCCUCUAUCGUACAGGAGACGAUCUCUUAGCGUGGAUUGGGCCGACUCUGGUAAGAUGACGCAGCCCAUGAGAGGGGACCAGGCCCACCAGCCGGCCUCAGCUCGCAAGUCAGCCAGUCUGUCCUCGCCAAGCGCAGCUCGCCGCCUAUACCGCAAUUUGUCUGGAAAGUUCCGUGUGGGCACCAACCCUCCUGCACUGGAGGACAGUGUGGUGUCAGGACGGGGAGGAGACAAGGAGAGGCUACGCAAAACCACCAUAUUCCAGAGUAAUGAAGCAUUGUUUGAGGCAGUGGAGCACCAAGAGUUGGACUUGGUGCAGCUGCUUCUGUCCCAGUACAGUUUGGAGGAGCUGGACCUCAACACUCCAAACAGCGAAGGCCUCCUGCCCCUUGACAUCGCCAUCAUGACCAACAACGUGCCCAUGGCCAAGCUUUUGUUGAGAGCCGGUGCCAAGGAGAGCCCACACUUCGUGAGUCUGGAGGGCCGAGCGGUGCAUUUGGCCACCUUGGUGCAGGAGGCUGAGCAGCGGGUUUCGGAGCUUCAGGCCCAGGUGCGGAGUGAAGGUCCCGGUGAGCGGGAGGGAUCCGACCGGGAGAGGCAGCUAAAAGCCUGGGAAUGGAGGCUCCGGCUCUUCCGACGCAUGCAGACAGGCUUUGAGCAUGCUAACCCUCCAGAUGCUCCCAGUGUUGUUCGCCUGUCUGUCAGCAGCAGCACCAGUCUAAAAGUUGACUUCCAGGAACCUCUCUGUGUCAACUCUGCUGUGGUUACCAAGUACAAAGUGAGCUGGAGUACUGCUCCUUUAUUCAGUCCUUUGCUGGGCGAGAUGAUAGUGGAUGACGCCAGUCUGCUGCAGUGCAACAUCACUGGACUCACUUCUGGGACCUACUACUAUGUCCAAGUGGCAGCCUACAACAUGAAGGGCUGGGGGCCUCCACUAGUUUCCACCCCAGCCUGCUCUGCACCUUCCAGUUGGAGGGAUAUCGAUGGCCGCGCUCCACGUCAGAGAGGCCAGAAGGAGGCACUAGACCAGCUACUGGGGCAGAUAAAGGAAGCUCACCGCCACUGUGUCUGCCAUGAACAGUGCAAAGCUCCAACACAAGGCAGGAAGCACUCCGUAUCUAAAAGCCUGCGCCACCUCUUCCAACCCACCAGCAAAUUUGUUAAAAGCUUGAAAAGAGGUCUCUAUCUGACAUCUAUAUUCUACAGAGAUGACAAUGUGUUGGUGACUCCUGAGGACCAGAUUCCUAUUGUGGAGAUUGAAGAUUCCUACUCCAGCUCACUAAUGCAGGACUUUCUCUGGUUUACCAAGGUGUCCUAUCUAUGGGAGGAGAUUUCCUGGCUCCAGCAGUGUCUCAGUCCUUCCCAGUCGUCUUGUUCGUGUACUCUCCAGACACGUCUCAAGAUGCUGCAGGCGGUUUCCCAUCUACAGGGAAUGCUGGGAACCCAGGACCUUGGUCAAGUGUAUUUUGAGCCAAUCAAAGACAAGCAUGGUAACGCCCUGCUGGUGCUCCUGAAGGACAUGAACGCCUGUCCCAACCUGGAUGGGGUACGUUGGACGCAGCUUUGUAAACUGCAGCUCCAGCGCAAGUCUAUCUCAUCCCCUGAAGAGCCCACAGCCUUGGACAUGCUCCUCAUCACACUACAUGAGAAACUGGCGUAUCACAGACGUAGCAGGAAGCUUUUGUCUCCAGGCCUUUACCUGGGCUACCUGAAGCUGUGUACAUCUGUGGAGCAGAUCAGAGCACUGGUACCACAGAAACUCCCCAACAUCCUCUGUCAUACUAAAAUCCGGGACAACUGUAACGUGUCCAGAGAGGAGUGGCAGUGGCUGCAGGCCCUCAGCUCUCUGGAGGAGUCGUUGGAAAUGGACCAUGACGUACAGAGUGCUCCCCAUCGCCUCCUACAGGACCUGCGCAGUGCCAUCAAGGACCUGAUGGCACACAUCAAUCUCCCUGGCAAUCAGGCACAAGACUUUCGUAUCUACAGCCAGGAAGUGUUGGAGUUUGGGGAGAAAGUGUCCUUCCUGCUGCUUCUUCCGCCGUCAGAUGAAGUGUGCACAGCUCCUGGUCAGAACAACCCAUACUCUCCACGCUCCGGCUUCCUCACCCUGCCCCUGCAGAUCUUUGAACUAGUCCACUUUAAUGCCUAUUGCCCCAGUUUCAUUGGCCAGUACUGCCGGGUGUCGGCUUUGCUGGAGCUGGAGUCCCUCAUGUCCCAGCAGGCACUACGUGAGGCCUUCUCUGAAGCCGAGCUCCUUGCUGCUAAGAAGAAACACCAACAGGUCCAAGAACAUAUACAGCAAAUGGAGGAGGUGUGGCGGGAUGCGAGGUGGAUUAUGGAUGCCUUGCAGUAUGCCCGCUACAAGCAGCCAACAGGAGGCAUCUCCAUAAGCUGGAUCAUUGACUUCUCCAAAGAAGUGAUGCCUGACAAGCCUCCCUCCACCUCUUCUCAGCCCGACUUCAUGCCCUCCCCCAUGCCUUCACCUGAACCCUGCCGCAAGCACUCAGAUUUUGCUGGUCUAUCAGACGAGGAGGGCUCCUCUGAAGUCUUCCUCACCACUGACAGCGACUACGAUUCCAGUCGUGCCCAGAGCCCCCGUGAGCUCGACCUGUUGCCCCCCUCGCCCCUCUCGUCCUCCGCACCCCUGGAGCCCCGUGGGUUCCUACGUAGUGAUGGGAGCGGCUCGGGAGGAGGGAUGUGCCUCGGCGGGGGCGGACGAGGAGGAGGAGCUCUGCGGGAUUCUACACCGGACGUCCUCCAGGCCUCCGAGCCGCAGCACGGCAGGGAAAGUGAAAGGUGCGGCGGAGGUGGGGGUGGAGGUCGGUGUGGAGGAGAAAGGCGAAGGGGGGCACCGGAGCUGUUUGACAGUGACUUUAUCCUACCCAGCAGGCAGAUCGAGCUGCUGCACAUCACAGAGAAGAGGCAGGCGUUCUGUGUGAGGACCAGCAGUCUGGAGUUCCCUUCCACCACGUCAGCCCACCAGCAGCCUUACCCCCACCACACUACCUGCCCCUCACCCUCCACUUCACCACAGAGAAGAUAUCACAGGCCUUCCUCAGUGGAUCGUUGUUGUUCCGCAGAGCGCUGCUUACCACAGCUCCCACCAGCACGUACGUUAUCAGAGGACAGCGGCACCCAGAGACUCUCCUCACCAUCACCUGCUGCUCUCAGGAAAGGCUGUCAUGCCACACUCAGAGUGUACCCACAGUAUCACACAGGCCUGCCCAAGGAGACCAGUGUUAAGCUUUGUGUAACUCCAGGCACAUCGGCGCAGGAGAUGGUGCAGCUGGUGGUUCAGGAGAUGAACGUUGUAUCACGGCGCAUGUUGGGUAACAGCGGAGGUAGUGAUGUACAGGAGCAGUCUGUUUACUACAGUCCUGAACAGUUGAAGCACUUUGGCCUUGUGCUGGUUGUGGACAACAGGGAAAAGUGGCUUCAGGACGACUUUUGCCCCCUUGAGCUCCAAAACCCCUGGCUAAGGGGCAAACUGUGCGUUCGCAUUAAGGAGUAUUCACCACUAGCACUCAAACACAGCCGGGCCACCACAGUGUGAUAAUUCCAGGAGAGAGAGGUGCAAAGAAAAAGUUCAUUCCAUGUCCUUUUUCGAUAAAUUGUGGAGCUGUUGCGUCGUCUCGUAAACUCUACCUUCGUCUCUCUCACUGAGGUGAUAUCGUCCUCAACUGCAGCUAUAACAUGUUGUCAUUUUUUCUGCUGUGUUCUUGUUAUCUGAACUGUUACUCUGAGAAUCUGUUUCCAUGAAAUCUGUUCUCCCGUACGUAUUCCAUCAGAGACCCUCAUAUGGACACCAAAUGAACAAUAACAAAGCGGAACAAAGAGAAAACGUUUCUUAGUGUUGUCAGAAAUCAUUGUGCAAAAGAUUGUGAUGCUGAGCCGGCUUAGUGGAGCGUCACUUUGACUUCUGGCGUGAUCGACGCCAGCACAUCGGGCCGUGCACGUUGCCAAAAUGACAUGGGCAGCACCAUCGCCUCCCUAGCCGCACACGGACACGGCUUUGACUAUGAACUCUCUCAUUGUGUCAUUCCCAAAGAGCUGUCGGCUGCAGCCGUUUGGCCCCAUGUUCCCAGGAUGUGGGCUCUGGACCCGGCCCAGAAGGCAGGAAGGAGCAGAGAAGUACAGAGGUGGCUGGCGUCUCCGCUUGGGGACGCAAUCGACCCGACGAUUUGGCCCGUCAGCCUGUCACUCAACUGCUCUUGGCCACUGUACUGUCUGGUAGCAAGCAGCCACGCAAGGAAUAGAGAGCGUGAUAGAAAGGGAGAGGGUGAGGAGGAGGAGGGUGGAGGCUGCAUGUUGUAGAACCUGGCACUAACUCUCUGGUGCUCUUUUUCUCCCUUUUGUAGCAACACGUCCUGUACAGUAGACUCAGUCGUAGUGUAGCUGACUCAUAUGACCAUCCCAUCUCGUGAUGAAACACUAAAUAAAACCAGCUAAUUUGGGUUUUCAAAACAGAGAAGAAAAAAAACAAGCAAUACUUUUUACUUUCAGUUUUUUUCUAAUUGAUGGGAAAAGCAUGUAAACCUUCCAGAAUUGUGCUGAGUACAUUUACAGUACUGUAGUCAUGCUGUGCUAAAAGUUAACCAGUUCAGUGUUUUGUUGUGUUUGGUUCAGUGGUAUUCCCAGAUGCAUCAGAAAAUGGUGCCCGUCAGUCUAGAACACGGUCUCCCAAAGGGAUUGUAGUGUGAAAGGGAUGACUCAAGUUGUUAAGAGGCCCAGUGUUUCUAAGCAAAGUUACACACUUUGUAUCCCAGACUGUCUCCUAAACUACUUCUAAAUAAGUUAUAGAUUAAAGGACUUGGUUAAAGUUACUAAAGUCUAAAUGGACUAAAUUAUAGACUUAUAUUUUAGGCCUAAUGACACAAGGGAGACUCUUGACAAACACAGCCUGCAAGGUGAGGCUCACGUGAACAACAGACGUCCAAAUGCAUCACCAGGGUUGUUAUCAAUAAUUCAUCUAGCUGUUGAAGAGGAGGGACAACAACAAAGUUCAUAACCCAACUGUCCUCAAAGAACAAGUACAGCAAAAGGAUAAGCAAAUUAAAGCUCGUUAAUCUAAGUCUAAGCUUCCUUUAAAAAAUGGCAUAAAUAUUAAAGCACAAAUAUAACUUUUAGACAGGCAGAUUUUGAAAACCACAUUUAAAGAUCACUUUGAUAUAAAUUACUGUCCAAUUUUGUCAAUGAAGUUCAAUUAUUUUUUUAUGGAAAGCUUUCAGGACAGUCUCUCACAGAGUGGAGACAGUUUCAGUCAGGGCUACAGCCAAGGACUUCCACAGGAUCUGGUUAGCUUUUCAUUUAAUAGAAAUACAAAAUAAUAAAGAGGACACAGAACAGUGCUGUUGCAGAAAAAAGACAACACAAAUCACUUUCAGAGACCUGUUUUCAAAAAAUUACAAUAUGCAUCUGAACCGCAUUCUCAGUUACAUCUGUGACAUACCACACAUGCUAAUGCUAAUCAAUAUAUCUUUGUCAUUUAUUGCAUUGCUUUCCAACUGUCAUUCCUGGUUAAGUGAGUCUCGCCUUGCAAGUCCAUCCAGAGUUUCCAGUCACACCAAUUUCUUUCUCUGCUCAGUCAGUUUUCAAUUACAAGAGUUGUAUUUUCAGAUAAACUGCCUUCAUUCUCCCUGAACUUUAAAUGAGGCCUCUCAACAAUCUAAACUUUCCUUUUUAGCCAGUUUAACAAAAACUACUACAGUUGAAACAGAGCGGUUGUUUUUUAGUGGCGUUGUUUACAACUCCACAAUUCACGUUAACAAAAAAUUUAGGCUGCUGUGUUUUAUUUAUUUUUUCAUAUGAACUAUCUUUGCAUUCCUUAUCUAAAAUGUCAGCCAGGCUCAGCAACAUCGCACCAUUGUAAUGAGCUGCAGCAUUUUCAAAUGUAGCACGAGUGGGCGAGUUCGAUAGGUGAAGUGGAUGGACCUGGCCCUCAAUUUACUGUAGCAAUCCAGGCUCACAUGAUGUUGUUGAACCUGUCAGAGGGAGCUAAAAGUGGAUUCUCUCUGAGUGUUUACAGAGUUUACUUUACUUACACCUUCAAAAAUGUGUUUACGUGUAACUACUGUACAAAUAUGGCUUAAGACAGACUGAUGUUGUAAUAAUUGGUUUUACUGAUGGCUUAAACUCUUGUGUUAGCGCUUAGAUGUCUUCUUUAUUCACAUUGUUUAAAGCCGUUUUUACGAGGGCCAUCUGCAAAAAACAAAUCACACAACCAGAAGCUGAACUAUGUACAUAGACAAACAAGACCAGAGGAUGAAUGUACUGUAUCUGCCCGAAAUGUGAAAAUAAGUGAAAGUGUGGGGAGGGGGCUGUCAUUAUUAUAGAGGUCAAAGGUGAGUGAAGUUGCAAGCUGUCGCCUCAAGUUUGUGUUGAAUGGGAAGAAGGGGGUUUAAAUUUCCUUUUCCAGUCAAAAAAAUAAAGCCCCAUGUUUACAAGGAGCUGUUGGCAGAUCCAUCAGGCAAAGUCAUGAAGGAGACAUCACGUCACUUUUUUUAAAUCUAUUUUUAUUGAACAAUAAAUGAAUAUUACAAAAUGAAA
Messenger RNA from Amphiprion ocellaris (clown anemonefish), 7671 nucleotides. RefSeq names its product ankyrin repeat and fibronectin type-III domain-containing protein 1 (gene ankfn1b). The transcript has 23 exons. The coding region runs from base 461 to 4678 and encodes 1405 amino acids. Gene Ontology annotation, biological process: establishment of mitotic spindle orientation; signal transduction; regulation of establishment of bipolar cell polarity. NCBI's taxonomy places the organism in Eukaryota, Metazoa, Chordata, Actinopteri, Pomacentridae. The record is from RefSeq and is a predicted model, not a curated record. Gene Ontology annotation, molecular function: protein binding. Gene Ontology annotation, cellular component: spindle.